AUGGAUGUGUUUGACUCGCGGCAUCCAUUUACACCUCCUACCAUUGUACUAAAGCAUCUGGACGACGAAAUUCUCCAUGCCUCCGACGUGAAACGCCUCACAUACCAAGAAGUGAAAUACGUUGCUAGAAAGGUCCUGGAAGCGCUCUCCGUUUUACAUGAAGAGGGUUUCGUCCACACUGAUAUCAAACCCAGCAAUGUGUUGGUAAACUAUGGUAAAAAGGAUGGCAACUGCUUCGCAGAAGUCCAACUGGCCGACUUUGGGAGCACCGUUCAUAAGGAUUCCAGCCAUACGCGAGAUGGCGGCCCUAUUGGAACACCCAUCUUCAGAAGCCCAGAAGCAUAUUUGUCCAUAAGUCGGGUCACUACAACUGAUAUCUGGUCAUUGGGGGCAAUGGUGAUAAGUUUACUGUACGGGGGAGGAUUUCACAUCUUCAAAAUCAAUGUCCCAAUUGACCAUGAGGGCUAUGAGAUCAAAAUCCUCUUGAAGCAUUAUCAGUGUUUUGGCCCGCUUCCAAAAUCCUAUGUAGAGAUUGCAGAUCAUACAAGGCUUCAAGCAAUAAUGUGGGUGAUGGACAAUUGUCCUCCUGACACAUUGAAACCUUUCCACCUCACUACUGCCCGAAAGAUUUGUCAGGAGGACAAGGAGUUUGUUUUGAAAAUGAUGAAGCUCGAUUCACGAGGCCAACUGCCCAGGAACUUCAUCAAAUAUAGUCGAGUUGAGUUGUCCUGA
Messenger RNA from Ophidiomyces ophidiicola, 732 nucleotides. RefSeq lists its product as uncharacterized. Gene Ontology annotation, biological process: protein phosphorylation; mitotic DNA damage checkpoint signaling. Gene Ontology annotation, molecular function: ATP binding; protein serine/threonine kinase activity. The transcript has 4 exons. The record is from RefSeq and is a predicted model, not a curated record. Gene Ontology annotation, cellular component: nucleus. The coding region runs from base 1 to 732 and encodes 243 amino acids. Lineage: Eukaryota; Fungi; Ascomycota; Eurotiomycetes; Onygenales; Onygenaceae.